This is a messenger RNA of Alosa sapidissima (American shad), 8903 nucleotides long. It is a transcript of the gene brwd1, whose product is annotated as bromodomain and WD repeat domain containing 1. The record is from RefSeq and is a predicted model, not a curated record. Gene Ontology annotation, biological process: regulation of cell shape; regulation of transcription by RNA polymerase II; cytoskeleton organization. Gene Ontology annotation, molecular function: protein binding. Gene Ontology annotation, cellular component: nucleus. The coding region runs from base 107 to 7780 and encodes 2557 amino acids. The transcript is spliced from 43 exons. NCBI's taxonomy places the organism in Eukaryota, Metazoa, Chordata, Actinopteri, Clupeiformes, Clupeidae.
GGAGCAACUGUGGAGGGGGUCCGAGCAGUGGAACCGAAAUUAAAUAAAUAUAUCACACUAUUUUCUAGACCUAAAGUUAGUACCAAAAUUGUAUAUUCCGAAAGCUAUGGCCGAUUCAGUGGCCAAAAAUGGAAAUAUUUCGCUCCUUGAAUCGGAGCUUUAUUAUCUUAUCUCACGGUUUCUGACAACGGGUCCUUGUCGGAGAGCGGCUGAGGUUCUUGUGAGCGAACUAGAGGAAUAUCAGCUCCUUCCCCGUAGGCUGGACUGGGAAGGAAAUGAACAUCCAAGAUCUUACGAAGACGUGGUUGCAACAAACAGGCACAUUGCACCGGACCACUUGUUGCAAAUAUGCAAGCGCAUUGGGCCCAUUCUUGAUAAAGAAGUGCCAUCCAGUGUGGCGGGAGUUAGCUCGCUGCUGGGCACUGGGGGACAUUCGUUACUCCGCACAUCAAAAGAUUGCGGUGUCGUGAAGUGGAAAGGCUCGUCCUUCGCUGCACUCCACAGAGGCAGACCACCAGAGAGGCCUUCGAGUUACAGAGGCGCCCCAAAUUUAGUGGAAGUAUGUCGUGGGAGAGAGUUGACCGGCGCGCAGAGGUUCAGCUCCGUGAGCCCCGUAAGCAACUAUCAGCACAUGAGGAUGCACCGAAGGAUCCUGGGCCACCUAUCUGCUGUCUACUGCAUCGCCUUCGACCGCACCGGCCUCAGGAUCUUCACAGGCUCAGACGACUGUUUGGUGAAGAUUUGGUCGUCAUUCGACGGGCGGCUUCACUCCACGCUGCGGGGCCACUCGGCCGAGAUCUCGGACCUGGCCGUGAACUUCGAGAACACUCUGAUCGCCGCCGGCAGCUGCGACAAGACCAUCCGUGUGUGGUGCCUUCGGACCUGUGCCCCCAUGGCCGUGCUGCAGGGCCACACCGGCUCCAUUACCUCGCUACAGUUUUCUCCAUUUGCCAAGGGCUCAAAACGAUACAUGGUAUCCACAGGUACUGAUGCAACGGUCUGCUUCUGGCAAUGGGAUGUAAAUAAUAUCAAUUUCAGUGAUCGGCCACAUAAGUUUACAGAACGGCCCCGGCCAGGGGUUCAGGUGGUUUGCUCGUCCUUUAGCCCAGGUGGCAUGUUUUUAGCAACGGGCAGCACAGACCAUGUUAUCAGAAUAUAUUACCUGGGAUGUGGCAAUCCAGAGAAAGUAUCUGAAUUAUCUGACCACACGGACAAAGUGGACAGCAUCCAGUUCUGUCACACAGGAGAGAGGUUUGUGAGUGGCAGCGGAGAUGGAACGGCACGAAUCUGGCGGCUGCAUCGGCAGCAGUGGAGGAGCCUUCUUCUGGACAUGAGUGCCACUCUGCCGUCUGAAACUGUAACAGUAAGGGAGGACCUCUUCUUUAAGGCCAAGGUUACCAUGGUGUCCUGGGAUCGGCAUGACAACACGGUCAUCACCGCUGUCAACAACUAUCUGAUCAAAGUCUGGAACUCGUACACAGGAGAGCUGCUACAUAUCCUAAAGGGUCACGAGGCCGAGGUGUUUGUACUGGAGCCACACCCAUUCGACCCCAGGGUCAUGCUGUCGGCCGGCCACGAUGGCAGCGUCUACAUCUGGGACCUCCUGAAAGGCACAAAGACACAGCACUACUUCAAUAUGAUUGAGGGCCAGGGUCAUGGCGCCGUCUUUGACUGCAAGUUCACGCCGGAUGGUCAGCGCUUUGCCUGCACCGACUCCCACGGCCACCUCAUCAUUUUUGGCUUCGGCAGCUCCAAGCCCUACGAGAAGCUUCCAGACCAGGUGUUCUUUCACACGGACUACCGGCCACUGAUCCGCGAUGCCAACGGCUUCGUUCUGGACGAGCAGACGCAACAGGCGCCCCAUCUCAUGCCCCCACCCUUCCUGGUGGAUGUCGACGGCAACCCACACCCCCCCAGGUACCAGCGCCUUGUGCCGGGCCGAGAGAACAUCGCCGACGAACACCUGGUCCCGCAGCUGGGCUACGUGGCCACAAGUGACGGGGAGGUAGUAGAGCAGGUAAUUAGCCAGCAGCCUGGCGAGAGUGUGGAGGUGGCGGUCGGUCGGAGUGCUCUAGACCAGGCCAUCCGGGUCCUGCAGCAGAAUCAGGACCGGCGCAUCCCAGCGCUGCCCGAAGGAGCAGUGGCGCCCCCCCCGGCCCCCCUACCCGCUCCCGGAACCCCCCGCAGAGUGUCCAUGAACGAGCGCAUGGAGCUACAGUCGUCCCCUAACGUAGGGCUGCGGCGGAGUGGUCAGGUCGAGGGCGUGCGGCAGAUGCAUCAGAAUGCCCCCCGCAGCCAGAUGGCCACCGAGAGGGACCUACAGGCCUGGCGGCGACGCGUGGUCGUCCCCGAGCUCACCAACAGCACCUACCGGUAUCAGGAGUGCUUCCGAACGGCCAAAGGCGAGGAGGAGACGACACUCUUCAACAUGAGGAAGCGCAGGAUCAUUCAUGGCGGUUUCAGGGACGACUCGGACGAUGAGGUGCCUUGUGUGAAGCGGGUGCCGUCACGCAAGCGCCAGCGGAAGGAUAGCGUCGCGGAGGAGUUUAUCGAGUUUUCCUGUGAGGAGGGCGAGGAGACUGCCGCAAGUUCUGAGGACCCUGACAUGGAGGGCACUGAAAAUGACUCAUCCAAUGAGGAAGAGUGGAAGAGUGACAGCUCUAGCAACUCCUCUGGCGAGUAUUCUGAUUGGACGGCUGACGCCGGCUUAAACCUAGAUCCCAACAACCCGCAGUCAUGGAGACGGUCACGACGCAAGCUCAGCAGCUCGGAGGAAGAGGAGGAGGACGAGGACGAUGCUGAGGAGGAAGAGCAGACGACACGCGAUGAAGAGGAACAAACAUCUCAGUCUCGCAAACAGAAGAAGGCCAAGAGUAAAGCACCCAAGCAUCCCAAAGCUCGGCCCUCCAUUAACAGGGAAGUGUCCAACGAGUUCAGGCCCUCUGUAUGGAUCACGGACGUCUUUCCCAGGAAGUCUCCUUUCGUCCCGCAAUUGGGAGAUGAGGUGAUCUAUUUCCGUCAGGGCCACGAGGCCUAUGUGGAUGCGGUGAGCAGGAAUAACGUGUACCCCAUCAACCUGGACAAGCAGCCCUGGAAGAAGAUGGAGCUGAGGGACCAAGAGUUUGUGAAGAUCACAGCAAUCAAGUACGAGGUGUGUCCUCCCACCCUCUGCUGUCUGAAGCUCACGCUGAUUGACCAUGGUACAGGCAGGACAACAGACAAGUCUUUCUCCAUCAAGUAUCAUGAUAUGCCAGACGUGAUUGACUUCCUGGUUCUGCGGCAGUGUUACGACGACGCCCGGAACAGACUAUGGCAGCCAAACGAUCGGUUUCGCUCCGUUAUCGAUGACUGCUGGUGGUUUGGGUCCAUCGUGUGUCAGGAGCCGUAUCAGCUCGAGUAUCCCGACAGCCACUUCCAGUGCUUCAAAGUCAAGUGGGACAAUGGGGAGACUGAAAAGCUGAGCCCAUGGGACAUGGAGGCCAUCCUAGAGAACGCCCAGCAGCCUGAGUCUGAGGGGGGAGGUGUGCCAGUUACCGGAGAGGAGAUGAUUGAAGUCCUCUACAAGCCCCAGGCAGGAGAGUGGGGCGUCAGAACGCGCGAUGAAGAGUGUGAACGCAUCAUGGCUGGCAUCGACCAGCUCAUCACCGUGGAUAUCGCCGGUCCGUUCUCUGGCCCGGUGGACAUCAGCCAGUACCCCGAGUACUGCACGGUCAUCGCGUACCCCACGGACCUGGGGACCGUUCGCAUGAGGCUCCAGCAUCGCUUCUACAGGCGAGUUUCUGCACUAGUCUGGGACGUUAAACACAUAUUCCUCAACGCCAAGACCUUCAACGAGCCUCGCAGCAAAAUUGCAGACUCUGCCAAACUCAUCACUGAUGCCCUCCUCAAGUUCAUUGGGAAGCCAGACUGUACGGACAUCAUAGAGAUCUACAAUGCACUGGAGAACUUCGAGUACUCUGAUGAGGACAUGGAGGCUGAUGUGCCCGGAACAUCAUCUGGACAUGCUCUACGUCAGACUGCAGCAGAGCCUGCUCCUGAUCCAGACGCAUGGAAGGAGCAGUGUAGGCGCCUGGUGAACUACAUAUUCGAGUGCGAGGACUCGGAGCCUUUCCGCCAUCCCGUGGACCCCAUAGAAUUCCCCGAUUAUGCAGAUAUCAUUCACUCGCCGAUGGAUUUUGAAACUGUGCGGAACAUCAUAGAGCAGGACCGAUAUGAAAACCCCAUCGAAUUUUGCAAAGAUAUUCGUCUUAUCUUUGUCAAUGCAAAAGCCUACACACCAAACAAGCGCUCAAAGAUCUACAGUAUGACUCUGCGUCUCUCUGCGUUCUUCGAAGAGCGCAUCAGAACGAUCAUAUCUGAUUACAAGACGGCAGUGAAGAGUAGCGCAAAGCUGCGCCGCAGCCAGAGGUUCCGUAAAAGGCAGCAAUACCAGGAACCUCAGACGCCAGGCCACGGAUCCACCAGCAACCAGAAAAGGGCUGCUCUGAAUGCUCAGGAAAAGGUGGAGACGUCUCCAACCAAAUCUACCUCAGCCAAAGUGACUGCAACGGAGAGGAGCAGUAGGAGGACGCGCCGGCGACAUGGAGGGCGCAGGUCCCCCACACACUCUUCCUCCUCCGAUGAUGAUGAUGAUGACUCCAAAGGAGCCUCCUCCACUCCGGAGUCAGAGAGUGAGAGCGAAAUGAGUCUGAACGACUCGGAGGGCAAAUCGCGGGGUUCGUCUCGACGGCAUCUCAGGAGAGACUCUCUGUGGUCAGGCCGUGCCACACGAAGCAGAGUGGUCCCCCACAGGAGGAUGAGGACUCUGCCAGAGAGUGAGAGUGAGAACGAGGGCUUGUCUGCCAGGAGUUACCCCAGCAGAAGCACCAGGCUCAGAAGGAAACACGCAGAGGCCUUGGACCGGAGGAGACCAGAAACCCACGCUCAAAUGAAUGGCGAUGACAGGGCUUCGCGCCUGGAGAGACGAAGGCGUUUAAAUCACAUCGCCCGCCAGACCUCUCAGGAGUCCGACAUCUUCACCAAAGACGAGGAGGAAGACGAGAAGGAUGAUGAUUAUUGCGACGAUGAGGAUGAUGAGUCAAUAUCACGCAGACCCAAGACGAGGAAGACCGCUCGGGCUGCCGCCACUAGGUUUAAGAUGCUUGAUGCCUCUGAAGAGGAGGAGGAUGACGAGGAGGAGCCGGAGGACAGUAGGCGGUCAAGCAGGAACCAGGGGUCUCGCUCCAGCAAGCGCAAAGCAGUACUGCACAGCAGCUCGGAGUCGGAGGGCCAGAAACCUUCACAGAGUGAAAGUGAGAAUGAAGAGUCUGGGAGUGAGGAGGAGGAAGAGGAGGAGGAGGAGGAGGAGGGCAGUAAGGAGAGUGGUGACUCAUCACGUCGGAACGGAGAGCGCAAAGGAAGGUGCCUUCGACCAAUGAGGAAAAGUGCCUCCAAGGGACGCCAUGACCGUCAAUCACACCUGAAUGGCCACAGUAGUAAGCAUCAGGUAAAGAGUGAGGAGAACUCCGACGGAGAGGCUAGUCCCGGAGACAGUUUGGAGGAAGACGAGGACAGUCUCAUCGUUCGUCGGAAGUUAACUAGAAGGACGGCAGCUGCUGCCGCCAGCAAAAUAAAAAAUCUGAACACCAGCGAGGCUGAAGAGGAAACCCCUUCCAGAAGCAGACGACAGCAGGGAGCCCCCAAAACCUCUGAGGAAGAGGAGUGUGAUGACUACGAAGAGGUCAGAGAUGCAAAAUUCCAGAAGCACCCUCACCAAAACGGACGUAAGAUGAGCGGAGAGGCCGAAGCCACUUCAAGAAGCCAAGAACAAACAUCUGCCUCACGCACACAUGCCACCAAGACACCUUCGAAUGCCGCUGCCUCACCAUGCACUCAAGGGUCUGACGACCUCAGCAGCGUUCCCAGGAAGAGUAAGACGCGGAAAAAGAAAAUCAUGUCAGACGAUGAAGAGGAAGAUGACGGGGAACUGUCAGAUGGAGAAGAUGAAGAUGAGACCCAAGAGAGCAACACCACUGAGGAGGAUGGAGCCAGUAAAAAGAGGUCAUCACGAAGCAGAAACGGAUCAAGGAGACAUGAGUCCAGCAAGAAUCAGGAGUUCUCAAGGAGUUUACAAGAGUCCCCAUCUGAAAGUGUAGAAGAGGAGGAGGAAAAGGAGGAGGAGGAUGAAGAUGAAGGGGAGAGGCCAAGAAAAAACGUCAAGAAGAAGCAAGGUGCUUCGUCAGAUGAAUGGUCUGACAGAGAAGAGGAAAGCAUUUCCAGUCGAAAACCACAACUGAGAGCACUGCCUAAGAAGAAGUAUAUUGCUGACGACUCGGAAGAAGACCACAUCUCUGAAGAAGGCGGUCACUCAAGGAAUGGCAAGGAGGAAGAGGAGUAUGAUGAAGGGGAGAGGCCAAGAAAAAGCGUCAAGAAGAAGCAAGGUGCUUCGUCAGAUGAAUGGUCUGACGGGGAAGAGGAAAGCAGUUCCAGUCGAAAACCACAACUGAGAGCACUGCCCAAGAAGAAGUAUAUUGCUGACGACUCGGAAGAAGACCACAUCUCUGAAGAAGGCGGUCACUCAAGGAAUGGCAAGGGCUUGACUAGUGACCCAAAGCAUCAUGCCAAAUGGAAAAAGGAGCAUCAAGACAAACACGGAAGGAGUAAAGCCACCUCUGUAAAACGAGAACAAACAUCUGCCUCAGACACACAUACCACCAAGAAACCUUCUGUUGCUGCUGCUGCUGCUGUUGCUGCAAGCUCAACACCUGCGCACAAAUCUGAAGACCUUAGCGACGUUCCCAGGAAAGGAGGAUUGCAGAAAAAGAAAAUAAUCUCUGAUGAGGAGGAAGAGGAAGAGGAGGAGGAGGAGGAAGAAUUAGAAGAGGUGGAAGAGGAGGAGGAGGAAGAAGAGGGAGAAGAGUCCUCAGAAGAGGCAGAAGGAGAGAGCCAACAGAGGCAGACCACGGAAGAGGAUGGAACCAGUAAGGAGCAGGCUUCAUUAAGCAAGAAUAGAUCCAGAAGAUGCGACUCCAGAAGGCAUCUUGGGAAAUCCAGUAGGAGAGCAGAUGAGUCCCUCUCUGAAAGCGAGCCAAGAAAAAGCCAUAAGAAAAAGCAAAGCUCCUCCUCUUCCUCCGAGGACUGGUCCCACAGCAAGAGCGAAGAGUCUGACCGGGAAGAGAAACACUUGUCCAGCCGAAAACGACGACUGAGGGCACUACCUAAGAAGUAUGUAACCGACGACUCCGAGGAUGACCUGGAAGCAGGUCACUCGAGGAACGAUAAGGGCUUGACCAGUGAGUCAAAGCAUCGAGCCAAACGGAAACGCAACAGAGGCUCAGAAGACUCAGGAGAAGACCACAGAAGCCACAGCAAGAGACGGAAAUCGAGGGACCAGUCAGAGAGCGAGAAUGAUGAUGAAGAUUACCACAAACAGAAAACGUCAAAGUCAACAUCAUCCAGAGGUUCCCUGAAGGAGCUCAAAAGGAGGUUGCUCUCUGAGGAGGAGGAGGAGGAAGAGGAGGAGAGGCGCAAGUCUCGACAUGGCCAGAAACUCAAACGGAAAUGUGGUGUCUCCAGCCCCGAGAGUGAAGAGGAGGUGGAGGAGGAAGAAGAAGAGUCGGGCUCCGAGGUGAGCACCUCUAAAAGGCGAACGGGGAGACGACAGGCAGAGAGCAAGAGGAGGUCCCACAGGAGAGGCAGUGACUCGGAUGCAGACAGUGAUUACGGGAAACCCGAAAGGGCCACAAAAAUCCGGACCAGGUACCGUGGAAAGAGAACUGUGACCUACAAUGAUAGUGAAUGAAUGGGUUCAAGCCAGCCAGCAUUCAGCCGACCAGGAAGGAGGACGAGGUAAUAAAUGAAAGAAAUAAAUAGACACUAACUGGAGACCUUGAAGACAACUUGAUGUCCAGGGAAGGGAAAAAAAUGAAUUGGUAGCAGCACUGGAGUUAACACAGAGCAAAUACUGUGAAUCUGUUUUAAUUCAGGGAUAUUUAUAUUUUCUAUGAAAAAAAGAUUUAUAGAACUGCUGGUUUUUGGUUUGGGCAAACCAGUGCCAUUCUGCUUCAGUGACUUGUGAUUCAUUAUUUUUUUUCCGUUUGGCCAGCAAAAGUGGGGAAGUAAAGAAAAAUAACAAUAACACGCAUACACAAACACGUUCGGGGGUGGGGGUGGGGUGCUUUGGGUGCUAUCUUAAUAUACCUCCACUCUAAUCAAGCAUAUGUUGCUGGCUUGCACUAUGAUGCACACUGUACUGAGGUGUUUUUCCUACACUAGCUCUAGCAGAAUAGAAACUCAGGGGUCAACUACGUUUACCAUAGUCUCAAACUUGCAAUUUUUUGUCCCAUAUUUUUGUUAAAUGCUGAAGAGAGUAGAGUAGCAUUAUAUGAAAUGAUUUCAGAUAUGGCGGUUUGCAGUUGAAGCACACUCAAAAAAACUGAAAUAAACAUGUCACCCAUUUUCAACACUCCUUUUGUGAAAACGCUUUGGUAUCCAUGGUAUUUGUGGUAUUGAAUAAUUUGUAUGAGCCAAAAUGUACAAAUUUGAGUCCUUACCUUCUCCCCUGCUGUUAUUGUUUUCUCUUUUGGUAUUUUUUUUUAUUGUGUAUAAUUUACUUUUUGUUCUUUCUAGUUGACAUUUUUGAUUGUCAAAUGACCUUAAUGUGCAAAUUUUUUUUUUCCAUUAUGUAGCAAAAGUUUGGCAUAUUUAAAUUGUUUCAGUCGAGCAUUAUUCCUCCCUCUCUACUUUGGAUGCAUUGUCUUGCCAUAAUCAAAUUAAUUGGUACCCAUUUGCGAAGUACAGGAGAUCAGUAGUACUUAUUGCAAAAUGCAGUGAUUUCUCAUAUUGGGAAGAAGUUCUAGUGUUUUGUGUUUAUGUAUUUUCAGUAUUAAACUCCUUGUCAGAUUUUGACUGGAUACAACCGUUAA